AUGAAUGAACCAGACAUAUUUAGCAAAACAUAUAGAGAUGGGGUUAAAUGUUUUAUGAAUUAUGCAGCUACAUAUGGUAAUUCGGACACAACAUGUUCUUGCCCAUGCUCUAAGUGUCAAAAUGGGAAACGUUUGGAAAUGUGGGAAGUGAGGAAACAUAUUUCUGAGAAGGGUAUUGAUAGGAGUUAUGUUGUUUGGUUCUUUCAUGGAGAAAAAGAGGGUGAUAGUACGAUAAGACGUCCAAGUGGUAAUUUUAUACCAACUGAAAUGAAUGAUGAGCAAGCUAGAGAAGGUGUAAUAGAAGAUUUGGGUUCCUUUGUCGAUGCUGCUUAUGGAGUUUUUGAUCGGGGUGAUGGUGUUAGUGGUAAUGAAGAAGUUGAAACUGAAGAAUUUGUUCCUGAACCAGAUUUGGGGAAGCGAUAUUACAGGUACAAACAGUUGUCUGAAGACAAGUUGUAUCCUGGUUGUAAUACUAGCAUCCUAGCUGCAAUUGUGGAGCUGCACAAUGUGAAGAAAACAUAUAUUUCAGCUAACUGUGUAAAUAGUUUGUUGGGUGUGAUAAAGGGUUGGUUGCCGAAAGGAAACAAUUUGCCAGUAAAAUACACAGCGAUGAAGUCGAUGCUCAAAGAUCUGGGGAUGAAAGAAAAGUCGAUUCAUAUGUGUGAGAAUCAUUGUAUUUUGUAUUACAAAGAGAAUGAAGAUUUGACAAGCUGCCCGGAAUGCCUCGCACCAAGAUAUAAGGUUAAGGUUGAUAAAUUUGGGGAAGAGCUUUCAUCGAACGAGCCUUCCAAGGUAUUGAGAUAUUUUCCCCUUGGGCCAAGGCUCAAGAGAUUAUAUACGGUACCUUGGAUAGCACGUGCAAUGACAUGGCACGAUCGAGCAGAAGUUUCUACAGAUUAUAUGCGUCAACGGUUGAUUCAUCUCAAUGUGGUUGUGUACAAUCUUCCUCCUUCCUUGUGCAUGAAACCUGAGUUCCAAAUCAUGAUGAUGUUGAUUCCUGGGCCUAAGGCACCGGGGAAAGAUAUUGAUGUAUGUCUCCGUGUGCUAGUAGACGAGCUGAAAGAUCUGUUUGAGAAUGGGAUAUCAGCUUUUGAUACACACAAAGAAGAAUCAUUUCAGCUGAGGGCUACUUUAAUGUUUGGUAUUCAUGACUUGCCAGCACAAGGUAAUAUGUCUGGAUGUACCACGCACGGCUAUUUCGCAUGUGUACAUUGUGCAGACAAGGCUCGAAGUGUGUAUCUGUUAUACGCAAGAAAGAAUUUUUACCCUAAUUAUCGGAUAUACCUCAGGGGUAAUCAUCCUUUAAGGAAGGGAGAGAACUUGGGAUUAGAAACUAAUGAAACUAAAAAUGCUCCAAAGCGACUGUCAGGAAAGAAGUCGUUGGAGAAACUAGCAAAUGUGACUUACAAACCUGGUAAAUUGGUAGUAAGAAGCAAGGCGCUGAAAAGAAAGAGAUAUGAUCCCGAUGCCGAUGAUGAUCCUUAUGGCGAUGGUGUUGACGAAGAACUUACCGGUGCAUUCUAUAAGGAGUCCAUCUUUUGGGAACUGAAGACCUAUCGUAUCCUGUAUUUCCGUCAUUGUGUAGAUGUAAUGCACACUGAGAAGAAUGUAAUGGAGCAUAUACUUGAGACGAUCUUUGAUAUUGGUAAUAAGUCUAUGAAAUCGUGGAAUGCAAGGGAUGAAUUGAAUAAGCUUGGCUUGCAUUGUGGACAGUGGACUACCAGUAAACCUGGGAGCGCAGUUUCUGGAAAACCAAUAUUUGUCUUAAGCAAAGCUGAGAAGGAAUCAUUUUGCAAGAUUCUUAAAGACCUCAAAUUCCCUUCUGGUUUUGCGUCGAACCUGAGCAACAAUGUUAAUACAAAGAAUUCAAGUUUCAGUAACUUCAAAUCCCAUGACUAUCACGUCAUUAUGGAGUAUUUGCUACCUGUUUGUCUUCAGCAUGCUUUUCCAAAGCACCCUGAACUGCGUCGCGCACUUCACCAGUGUUCACCUCAUGGUUCAUUUGGAUGA
Messenger RNA from Papaver somniferum (opium poppy), 2010 nucleotides. RefSeq lists its product as uncharacterized. The record is from RefSeq and is a predicted model, not a curated record. The transcript has 3 exons. Bases 1 to 2010 code for a protein of 669 amino acids. Lineage: Eukaryota; Viridiplantae; Streptophyta; Magnoliopsida; Ranunculales; Papaveraceae.